AUGGAAAACGUGAAGAAAGACUUCGAAGGCCUGCUCAAAAACACACCGGACACAGCUCGCUCCAUAUGGUCAAUCAACACAUCCAAGGCUGUUUAUGAACACCUGAAAUCUAUCAACAACCAACAUGGGAGGAUAGCCUUUACCACUCGAAUUGACGGUAUUAUAGAGACUCUGGAAAGUUUCUUACACGUAGUCAGUGAGACACUGUCUGAUGUUUCGGACAAGACUCAGGAGUAUGAGCCCAUGAUAUGGGGUAGCACAGCUCUGAUUUUGGCUCAGGCAUAUGAGAGACGGACAACGCAUGAGAAGGUAAUCUUCAUGCUCGAAGACCUAACUAUCUCUACGGCAUUGCCAUCUUCACCUAUCACGGGAUGCCAACCAAACUUCAUUGACUGUUGCGUUCGUCGGCUAUUUGCAGAACUAGCGAUUGGACUAUUACAGUUGGCGUUGAUUCUUCAGAAAUACCCACAAGCACCCGAAAAGAAGCAACCGAAGUUUGUCGAGUUUGAAGAAGGGCACUGCAAGACCAUACAAAGACUGAAGGUAUGGGCCGAGCGUCUCAAAGGGUUGAACUCCAAUGCCGCAUCAACUUCACAAUCAGUAACACGACCCAUUCGACUUUCAAGCGACCAGAUACCGAUCAGCGUCAAUGAGCAUUUUCUUGGCCGUGAGGACGAACUCAGCACACUCCGCCACAAACUGGAAUCUUCUACCGAAAGUCCUUCUGUAGUCAGCAUCCAUGGUCUACCGGGUAUAGGCAAGACUGAGCUGGCGGCGCAAUACUGCAAAAGGUAUAAAGACAAGUACGAUUCGUAUCUCUGGGUUACAUCAGACAACAAAGCUAAGAUCAUCGACGCGCUAUCGGGAUACACGACCAUGAUGCAACUGUCCGGUAAUUCAGUGGAAAAUGAGCCACUCAAGAAUGUCCAGAUAUUAUUGACUUGGUUACGAAGCACCGACGUGAAAUGGCUCAUCAUUUUCGAUAAUCUUGACGACCCAUCGCAGCUGAACGAGUUUUGGCCAUCGGGAGGCAACGGGCAUGUUAUAAUAACCACCAGAAGCCAUACCACCGCUGAGUGUUGGUCUACAGAAACACUUCAACUUGCCCCAUUGAGUCCUACAUGCUGCAAAGAACUAUUCUACAAUAUCAGUGGGAAACACAAGAUCAAACAGCACAGCAAACAGAUGGACACCGUGAUGGACGAGUGGGAAGGUGUACCACUGGCCUUGAAUCACAUCGGCAGUUACAUAAGCAGUCGCUGUUUAACUAUUGAGCGCUUUCUCAAGAUCUACCACGACUAUGCCUAUGAGAUUUAUCGGUCCAAGUAUGGGAAGAGAGUUUACCCUCACAGCAUUGCCACUGCAUUCUCGGUGAGCGAGGUGGAGGGGAGUAACAAAUUCUUGUUACAAUCAUUAUGUUUCCUAGAUCCAGACAGAAUCCCUACCGACAUCCUUCUGUCUGAUCCAAACGUAGGUCAAGCAUCGACCAAGGUAACAAGUGCAUACGAACUAUACGAAGCAAUAGCGAGCCUGUCUGAGGGCGGCUUGGUUACGCAAACGGAUGAGCAUAUCACUAUUCACAGAUUCGUACAACGAGUUACUUUGACAGGGAUGUCGAGUGAGGAGCGCAUCUCGAUGUUUGACCAUACUCUGUCUCUUCUGUAUCAGAAGUUUCCCAGGGAAAUUGCUGGUAAGCCGAUGUGGGAGAACUGGGUUCAAUGCAAUGCCUACGUUCCGCAUGUCCAAUUCCUUUGCCAAAGAUACAAUGAGCUGUUCAAAGACAGUCGGAAGAAUGUCCAGCUUGCAGACCUUUUGAGCUCUUGUACCUGGUAUUUAGUGGAACGUGGUCUGUUCUCAGAGGCAGAACCAUUAAUAUUGAUUGCCCAGGCUGUAUGUCCGGAUCACGAACAGGCUUCUCUCACACUUGCCACUGUAUUAUUCAACUUGGCCGGUGUGCGGUUUGAGUGCAAUCGCAUAGAUGAGGCUCUAGAGCUUUGCAAAAAGGUACUGACGAUCCGAGAGCAAAUGCUCCAGCCCAAUGACCCGCUCCUUGGAAACACCCUAUACUCUAUCGGCAUUGUAUACAUGGAAGCGGGAGAUCUUGAAGAGUCUUUAAGACUGCACUUACGAGCAGUAGAGAUCCAUGAAUACUGCCAGGCGAAUUCGGAGCACGACGGCUCCCCGACCGCAAUGGCCUAUUUGGAUCUGGGUCUUUGUUAUUGGAGGAUGAAGAAACUCGAUCUUGCCUCGAGCUAUAUCGAGAAAGGUCUCGCGAUUCACGAUCAGACCACUGGAAGGAGUUCGCUCAAAUAUGGACAGGGACUAUACUAUCUAGCUCAAGUAAGAGAAUCACAAGGGAGGUUCAAAGACGCCAAGGACGCAGCUGAGGAGUCUUUGAGAAUAUCUCAGAUGGAAACACCCAACGAGUUCAAAACUGGACUAGGACUACACAAAGUGGCAACCUUCUACCACAGGGAGGGCAAUCUGGAAAAGGCACUGGAUUGCUUAGAACGGGCUCUCGUUAUAUUGGAGCGCAGCUUUGACCCAAACCCUCGAGUAGCACGGUCCAUGUUCAAGAUGUCUGAAAUUCUAACGGAUAUGGGUAAGCAUGCUGAAGCUGCGAUCAAACGGGAUGGGGCAGAGAAACUCAGGAGCACGGUUAAAACGUUUCCCUACAACCCGUGUGUCACUGCUGAUGCCUUUGACACAUUGGUUCCGUCUUUCCUUGCUUAA
This is a messenger RNA of Fusarium pseudograminearum CS3096, 2733 nucleotides long. RefSeq lists its product as uncharacterized. Gene Ontology annotation, molecular function: protein binding; ADP binding. The record is from RefSeq and is a predicted model, not a curated record. Lineage: Eukaryota; Fungi; Ascomycota; Sordariomycetes; Hypocreales; Nectriaceae. The transcript is spliced from 8 exons. The coding region runs from base 1 to 2733 and encodes 910 amino acids.